Phanerochaete carnosa HHB-10118-sp is the source of this 2682-nucleotide messenger RNA. RefSeq lists its product as uncharacterized. The record is from RefSeq and is a predicted model, not a curated record. Bases 77 to 2587 code for a protein of 836 amino acids. The transcript is spliced from 12 exons. Gene Ontology annotation, molecular function: phosphatidylinositol-3,5-bisphosphate 5-phosphatase activity. Gene Ontology annotation, cellular component: intracellular membrane-bounded organelle. Gene Ontology annotation, biological process: phosphatidylinositol dephosphorylation. Lineage: Eukaryota; Fungi; Basidiomycota; Agaricomycetes; Polyporales; Phanerochaetaceae.
GACCUUACGACUCCUCCGCUGUAUUUUUAGAUACCUGGCAUCAUUCUAUACCCUGACACUACUGUUUCUACGCAGCAUGUCCUUCAACAAAUUCAUUCUAUACGAGAACAAACUCCGGUUCUACAUCGUUGUCUCGAAUGCCGCAGACUCAAGACAUAAAAUCAUCAAGAUUGAUCGUACUACGCAGGGAGAGGAGCUCAAUGUUGUUGAAGACGAUGCGACGUACAGCGGAAAGCAGAUGACUGCUAUGCUGAAGAUGCUUGAGGAUGGAAACAGAGCGAACGGUGGUCUCGGUAAGCCAAAGCUAUUCUUUGGAGUCGCCGGAUUCAUCAGGUUUACUGCGGGGUGGUAUAUGGUGCUCAUAUCGAGACGAUGCCCCGUGGCUCUUCUCGGUGGACACUACAUCUACCACACCGAAGAAGUCGACACACUGGCGGUGUCAUCGAACCACAAGGUCGAUAAACCCGCUGAGGAGCAGAGGCUUAUGAAUAUCUGGAAGCAGGUCGACCUCACCAAGAACUUCUACUUCAGCUACUCAUACGAUCUGACAUCGACUCUGCAACACAACCUCGCUCGUCCGAAUGCCCGCCGAAUGUUCAACGACCGCUUCGCGUGGAACUACCAUAUGCUGACCCGUGCAUUCCAAGACUCAUCCAUGUCGGACAGCGACAAGCAGCGAGAUGUACACCUUAUAUCUCAGUGGAUAGUCCCGCUUGUUCAUGGGCACGUCGACCAAGCCAAGCUGACUGUUCUCGGACGCGUAAUUUUCGUUACACUCAUAGCGCGUCGUUCAAGACAUCACGCGGGCGCACGAUAUCUCAAGCGUGGAGUUAAUGACGAGGGCAAUGUCGCAAACGAGGUUGAGACGGAACAGAUCGUCUCCGAAAUGCUAACUACACCUUUCUACUACCCUGCGCCACUGUCGUCUUCGAGUAUCGAAGAGAAGAACCCGAGUCGGCCUCCAAGGCGACCUAGCCCAAAUUUUACUAGUUUCGUCCAGUACCGUGGUAGUAUACCGGUUUAUUGGACGCAGGAGACAAACGCUAUGGUGCCCAAGCCCCCGAUAGAAAUCAGCGUGAUGGACCCGUUCUACACUGCGGCAUCGAAGCAUUUCGACGACUUAUUUGCGCGGUACGGCGCGCCGAUCACGAUACUGAAUUUGAUAAAGAAGCGAGAGCCGCAGCCGCGGGAAAGCAAGCUACUGCAAGAGUAUACCAACUGCGUUAAUUACCUGAAUCAGUUCCUGCCUCCGGGGAAGAAGAUGUUGUACCGUGCAUGGGAUAUGAGCUACGCAUAUAAGCAGAAGACGCUGGAUGUCAUUGGGUAUCUCGAGGAUAUCGCAGAAGAGAGCAUCAUGAUGACGGGCUUCUUUCACUCAGGCCCCGAACCUUACAGCCACUUCCUACGGAACGAAAUUGAAUAUGAGACAACAGGUAUAGAAAUCCCCUGGCGCAGCCGCAUCUCCCUGCAGAAUGGCAUCUGUCGCACAAACUGUGUGGACUGCCUUGACCGCACGAACGCUGCGCAAUUUGUGUUCGGAAAGCGCGCGCUAGGGCAUCAGCUCUACGCGUUAGGUGUCGUCGACUCGCCCAACCUGGCUUUCGACAGCGACGCAGUGAACAUGCUUACAGAGAUGUACCACGACCAUGGUGACACGCUGGCGAUGCAGUAUACAGGCAGUGCGCUUGUCAAUCGCGUCGAAACCUACCGCAGAAUGCCGCACUGGAACAGUCACUCGCGCGACAUCAUCGAGAAUUUCCGGCGGUUCUAUACCAACUCGCUACUCGACGCGGACAAGCAGGCAGCCAUCAACCUAUUCCUCGGCAUUCGGAGCGACCGGCCCAUUACGCAGUACGUCCAACGUGGGUCGUACCGCGCCUGGUUCAAGAAAGAGCAUCUUGAACCUGCGUACGACAUCGACGAAUGUGAGAGGGGCAUCCAACAGUUUGUACAGGAGCGGGGCGACUUCUGGGUCGAGUACUAUCGCCCGCUGCUGUUUACCAGCCUGGGGAAGCACUUCGUGUAUCUGAUGAAUAGUACACUGAAACUGCCUGGGAAUAGUACACAUGACAUCGAGCAGCACAGGAACCCAAGCCCGUUCAUGCCCAGACACAUCACUGUGCACCAUCCACCGCGCCUCAUGGAUGGCGUGCGUCGCUGGAUGUCCUCAGGCUCGCCAACAAACCGAAAGACCACACAUGUCGAAGCGUGGCAUGUCCCACCAUCCAAGGCGUCUAAGACGGAGCUCAGACCUGACAAGAAUUCGACUGAGUACAUUGCCGCCGCGCUCCUCGAUCCGAACGUUCCGCCCGAGGAAGAGGCGGAAUACGAAUCGUACGUCACUCAGUGUCAGGAGCUCUCGCGUGCGCCGCAGGAGUACGCUGCGCGUAAGGACCAACGGAUAUACGACGGCGCAGUUUCGCUAGCGAGCUGUGGCACCGAUGCUGCCAGUGUGAGAGAUAAGGACGUCGACCUAUACACAGGAUAUGUGGAGAAAGGCCGGCCGUUCACCUCGGAUUUCGUGAGUGAGAAGGAGCAGCUUCCCGUUCAAUUUGACUACGAGAAGUGGCUAAGUGGUAUCUCGUAAGCAUAGCUGUUUGCAUUUCGCAAAGUGCAAACUUGUGCAUGGACUACACACCCCUGUAUUAAGUUUCAUUCGGGAGGAACAUGGUUACAGUGCCU